AAAACAAAGCUUCUUCACACGUACACGCUGCCGAAAUUUACUCAGAAACGUCCGAGUCGGAAAACAGCAAACGUGAGAUUAACACACAACCUGAAACUGAAGACCCUGCACAAAAACAGGGGCCAUUGCAGUUUUCCGAGCCAAAUACCAAUGAUCAGAGAAACGAAACUUCUUCACCUGUUACCGAGAAUUAUUCAGAAAUGUCCAAGUCAGAAAACAGCAUACAUGAGAUUAACACACAACCUGAAACUGAAGACUCUACACAAAAACAGGUAUCACCCGAGCCAAUUAGCAAUGAUCAGAGAAACAAAACUUCUUCAUCUGUUACCGAGAAUUACUCAGAAACGUCCAAGUCAGAAAACAGCAUACUCAAGAUUAACACACAACCUGAAACUGAAGACUCUACACAAAAACAGGUACCACCCGAGCCAAUUACCAAUGAUCAGAGCGCGGACGGUCAGCAUUCCGGCGACGGAAUUAUUUCUGCAAAGGAAGACGAUAAUAAUUGUAAUAUAAAUGACAAAAACUCUACUGAACAACUUGCGGAAGUCAAUAAUAUCCAUCAAACAAUUCCGAAUUUAUAUCAACUUGUUCAAUUGUGUUUGGACGAAAGCACUACCGGGCGGAGUGAUUCUCUAGUGAACAAGGCCAUUAUUUAUCCAGAAGAACUGGAAAAAGUCUGUAACAAGUUGGCUCCUGGAAGUUGUCGAUCGGUCUCUGAUAUACAAUUUAAACAGUUGGCAGACGUCAAUGUUCAACUAGUUGGUUGUUACGGAAAUCGUGAGACCAUUUCUAAACUGUUGCUUCAAAACAAUGUCAUCGACAAAGAUAGAUACGAGAAAUUUAUUAAAGGCGAACAAACAUUGGCUACCGGGCUUUAUUUGUUAAUUAUUGAGUCGAAUAUGAAUUUCCAGCAGUCGCAGAAAACUACAGUGGGAGUCAGUACAAAGUUUGGUUUUGUAAUCUUGUGGCUGGAAAAGCAGUUUUACGAUGAAAAAGAAAUAUUGACAAGCGCAACAAACCUUCACCGAUUUCUUACACGAUUGACGGACCAUCAAAUCUGUUUAAUGAGUGAAGAAGAUUUAAGAAAUUUUUCCUUUUCCGUAAAUACAGCAAGUCCAAACAGGAUUAUUAACAUUAAAGUUAAAACAGACCAAAAACAAGAAAAAGGUGUUUCAGUUGGCGAUAAAUUUAAGAUCAAGGUAUCAGAUCUGGCCAUAUGUAAUGGAGAUCCAUCAAAAGCUUUUAUCAUAGAAUCGAAUGCUCUACAAUCCUUGGCUAUUACGCAAAACAUUAGUGAAUCCACAACUCUGGAAGAAACAAUGAAAUUUAGCUCUUUGGAUGAAUUCCAAAAGUUUUUGAAAAAGAAGUUGGAUGAAAAACGUUAUGCUUUGAGUUUAAGUGAUUUGAGUGCAAAUGAACUAGUUCUUUUGAUUGAAAAGGGUUUAGCUAAACCUGAUUUUUUAGUUGAAUAUAAGAACAAAAUAUCAGACUUGAGAAAACAAAGAAAUGAGAAAAUUGAUGAAUACAAAAACGUAGUAAAUCAAUGGGCUCUUUUACUUCUGGAAAAUUAUGAAAGACUAUUUGAAAAAAAGUCUCUAAAUGUCAGCUCAUUUUCAGUAGAGGACAACUCUGAACUGAAAAAGGUUUAUGCUGGACAUGCAAAAGUUUGUGAAGACAUAAAGGCUAGUAUUUUACAAAUUGAUAGCGAGGGUUGGAAGUCAUUGAAGUGUGAUUUUUACAAUAAAACAAAAAAAACAGCGUGGCAGAGAUGGACUUCAUCAGCUAAGUCCGGAAAAGAGAUUGACAAAAUAUCAGAUACCGAAUUUAUUGCUGAUAUACUAGUGCACAGUGCAAGUAAAAAUGUCAUUCCAAAACUUCAAGAAGAGUAUCAAUGUUGGAAGAAUGACGAGAAUAUUAACAAAAAACUGGAGGAAUGUUGGGAACCACAUGUUCAAAACAUGACCAAAGAUGAAAAUUUUUUCAAGUAUAAGGAAAAAGCAAGUAAUAUUGAUAAAGUAGAAGCUGAAACAUUAAAGAAAAAACUUGAAUCAACAUAUUCCAUUGGAGAGAAAAUGUUUGUCAAAAAAUUGCAACAUCAUCAAGGAUCUGAUCAAUAUGAGUUUCAGUAUGUCAUUGAAGUAGUCAAACCCCCCCUUUGUGAACUAAGGAUAUUGGAAUUGCCAAGCAGUUAUAUCAGAAAAGCAAAUGUCAAUUACACAAACACGAAUUUAUUGAAUGCAUGUCGAAAAAUCUUGUAUAUAAAUGCGAGAUUUGAAAUCAGGUAA
This is a messenger RNA of Paraglomus brasilianum, 2288 nucleotides long. Lineage: Eukaryota; Fungi; Glomeromycota; Glomeromycetes; Paraglomerales; Paraglomeraceae. The record is from the annotation of a GenBank genome assembly.